UUUACAAAAGCGCCACCACGUGCUUAAAAAAUAAAUUAAAUCUAUGUAGGGUAAACAAUUGUAGUAAACAAUUUAAUUAGAAUUUAAUUUAAAAAUGGCAUCUUUAACUAAAAUUAUGCAAAUUUCGAAAUGUGUAAAUAAUGUGACAAAACUUAUUUCUAAUUUAUCAUUAUCCGUCAACACUAAUUUAGUUUCCAACACUAAGUGUUUUCGAAGGUUACCUUUACAAUCAAGCGUAUUUUUACAUACUUCAUCGACAAAAUAUGAUUUAAUGGAAUUUUUUGAUGAUCAAAAAAAUUGGGGUAAAGAUAUAGUCAAAGUUGGACGCGAAUGGAGGGUAGAUGAAUUAAGAUUAAAAAGUAAUGAAGAUCUUCACAAGUUAUGGUUUGUUUUAAUUAAAGAGCGUAACAUGCUCUUAACGAUGGAAGAAGCAUGCAAAAGAAGUUAUAAAAUAUUUCCAAAUCCUGAACGCAUUGAUAAAGUUGAUAUGAGUAUGACCAAUUUAGAAACUGUUGUUCGUGAAAGAAAUAAAGCUUAUCAUUUACUCGAAACCGGAGAAACAGGAGAACGUCCAGGAAAACUUGUAUAUAAUGCACUCGGACUUAAAUUUUAUUACCGUAUGCGUGAAUAUCUUGUACCAAAGUUUAUGAACUCGAAAUGGUUUAAAAAACACCACUUUGGAUAUCAUGGUUUUGCAGUACACAAAUUUUUGCGCCUGUAUAGAGAAAAAUUAUGGAAUACUAAGCGCAGAGCAAAAAAUCGUGAGUUUAAUCAAGCUAUAAUGAUGCUCAGAAGAUUCCCAAAUUUAGACAUCAAUGCAUUGAAAGAGAAAUAUCCAUCAGUUGACAUAGAAAAAGCAAAAAAUUCUAAGAAAGCGCAAGGACAUUUUACCCCAAUGUAAUAAUGACUGUUUUAUGAAAAUAUAAUUUAUAAUAACUUAAUGUAUUAUAGAGAUAAAACAGUUGUUAGGCUUUUGUCAAGGUUGUUUUUAAUGAAAUCAAGUAUCGCUUAACAUUAAUCAAAAAUUAUUCUUACGAAUGAUUAUGGAAUGUAACAGGCUCGUUUAUUUGACUAGCUUGGAUUAGUUUUAUUUGUUUUAAACUGAUAUAGUAUUUUUGUUGAAUAAAAAUUUAUGUAGAAAG
Polistes canadensis is the source of this 1142-nucleotide messenger RNA. RefSeq names its product 39S ribosomal protein L47, mitochondrial (gene mRpL47). Gene Ontology annotation, biological process: mitochondrial translation. Bases 95 to 901 code for a protein of 268 amino acids. Gene Ontology annotation, cellular component: mitochondrial ribosome; mitochondrial large ribosomal subunit. Gene Ontology annotation, molecular function: structural constituent of ribosome. Lineage: Eukaryota; Metazoa; Arthropoda; Insecta; Hymenoptera; Vespidae. The record is from RefSeq and is a predicted model, not a curated record. The transcript is spliced from 5 exons.